Molecule: messenger RNA, 2678 nt
Organism: Chlamydomonas reinhardtii
Lineage: Eukaryota; Viridiplantae; Chlorophyta; Chlorophyceae; Chlamydomonadales; Chlamydomonadaceae
Exons: 4
Coding region: 220-1866 (548 amino acids)
Source: RefSeq, a predicted model, not a curated record
CAGAUAGUAAAAAUGAAUCUCAACACGUCUCAACGCGUGCGCACUGACGCGAGCACUAGCUCGCCUGCAACUCGCGUGCCUCCGCACUGGCGGAGGUCGCAAAGCGUUCCGGUGACGCCUUCAAUUGCAUCUAAGCCAUCCUAUGGCUCCAAGAGUACCAUCAUUUGUAACGCACAACAGUAUGGCCGUGGCCAGCCGCCGAACCAGCCUCAGCAGCCGAUGGCGCUCGCACGGAGGCCAAUUUACCAGCCGGUGCAGCCUCAACAGCCCGUGUUUCUUAAUUUGUCACAAGUCUCUGACAAGCAAGUCAUCACGCGCAACACCGGCAAAAACCUGGGCACCAUGGGCGAGGCCUGGGUCGACCCGCAACGCCUGGAGGUUGUGUCGUUUGAGGUCGAGAGCAAGCGUGGUGUCGGCAGCUCAGUCACCGGCAACGUGCCGCUGGCGAUGCUGAAGCAAAUUGGGGAUGUUGUUCUGGUCCAGGACGAGUUGCCACCCGACCAGGUGCCGUUGGACGCCCGGUACGGCUUCGUCAAGCUGCUGGGAUUGGAAGUGCGGACGCGGAUGGGACGCGUGCUGGGCAAGAUCCGCGACAUCACCUUCAAUCCCGACACCGGCGCCAUUUCCCGCAUCGAGUACGACGACUUUGGGCUGCGCUUCCUGCCGGUCAACUUUUUCGACACGUUCAGCGUGCCAGCGGAGCUGGUGGAAUCUGCGGUGCUAGGCUAUGUGCUGGUGGCUUCCGAGGGCGAGGCGUACCAGCGCCAGGAAAAGCAGGGCAUCCUGUCGGGCAUCCUGCGCGGCCUGGGCACGCGGCCACAGUCCAUGGGGCUGCUGCUGACGGACGGCGGCCGCAACGAGGUGGCCGGCUACCUGCCGCAGAACUACACGUACGAGAAGUGGGAGUCUGACAUCCGGCGCUGGGAGGCGGAGACGGGCAUGCGCUACGAGGAGUACAUGAUGGCGCAGCAGCAGCGCAUGGGCGGCGGAGGGCCGGCGGGCAUGCUGCCGGCGCCAGGAGGCAGCACCGCCGCCGGCUACAUGGCCCGCGGGCCCCAGCAGCAGCAGCAGCAGCAGCAGCCGAUGGGGGCGCAGCCAGGCUUGGGCAGGCCCGGGAUGGGCAUGGGUGCGGGGCCGGGGCAGCAGCAGCAGCAGCAGCAGCGUUACGGGCCGGGCCCGGCGGCGGCACCUGGCACGCCGGGCGGGUCGGGGGCGACGCGGCCGGGCAUGCGGCCAGGCGUGCCGGGGGCGCCGGCGCCUGGGGCGCUGCCGCCUCAGCAGCCUCAGCAGCAGCAGUACGGGGCUGCGGGUGCGGCGCCCGGGACGGCCUAUGGAGCCGGGUACGGCGCAGGAGCGGACCCCAGGUUCCGGGGGGCAGCGCCGGCGGGCGCCGCACCGCCGCGUUUCGGCGGCCCUCAGCAGCAGCCGGCACAGCAGCAGCAGGCGGGCUGGCCGGCCCAGCAACAGGCGCAGCAGCAGCAGCAGGGUGGGGCUGCCGGCUGGCCGCCUGCCGGCGCCCCGACACCGGUGCAGCAGCGGCAGCAGCCGCAGCAGCAGCCGGGAGGAGGCGGGCGACCGGGGGCUCAGGGCGCCCCGCAGCAGCAGGCGGCGCCGCAGCAAGCGCAGCAGGCGGGGCAGUAUGGCUGGCCGGCGUCGGACGGCGGUGCAGCGGGCGGGCCGGGCGCGGGCUCCGGACCGUCAGCAUCCGCGAAUGGCAACGGCAGCGGCGCAAGCGGCGGCGCGAUGCGGGUAGAGGAGUGGCUUGCGCGAGAGGGCGUGGCGCAGCCGCAGCCGGUGCAGGCAGAGCCGGCGGCGAUGGCGAACGGCUGGGAGGGGCAGGGCGGCCGCGGCGGCGCACAGUAUUGAGCUGGCGGCUGCUGUAGAUGGUUACUGACGGCGGCGGCGUGUCUCGGUGGACUUGGCAACUGCCCAAGGGGGGCGGUGUACGGUAAUAGGGUGGCAGCGGAGCGGAGCGUCGGUACAAUUGCACGUUUGGCCGAUUGCGCUGCUGGCGGUCGGCGUCGACCAAGUGCGCCCAACACGCGUGCUCAUGCUGGAAAACCAGAAUCCGGGAGCACGGUUGCGGGACGAGGGAGGCGGCUGCGCUUUUUGCGGGUGGCAGGUAGCGGACGGCGGCGCUGGCAUGGAUGGGGCAGGGAACCAGGUGUGGGGGUUAUCAGAACCGAAUCCUCAAGUCCGCCGAGCUGCACUGCAGUGGGAACCAGGUGUGGGGGGAACAUGUACGCAUGAGACAGAUGGGCAGCAGCAGGUUAACAAGAUGCGCGUGAGGUGCUGUGUGUUGUGACGGUUCCGCGCUGACACAUAGGCAGACAUUUGGAUGUAGGCAGGAUAUCAUAAGCGCAGGAGGCCACGGGCUCAAGGCAGUGCAGGCAUGUGUGGGUGUGUGAAACAACGAAGACGGGAUGAGAUAUGUGUUGUGUGUGCGUGUAUGGCAUUGUCAUGCUUUGCAGACUCCGCCAUCUUACAUUGGGGGCGCCAAGAACUGUUGUAUAUUGUGUACCGAAGGCGCAAGAAGUACAUCAUACAUUGCGCAAGGGACGAUCGAGUACUGAACUGUAGGCGAGGGGAGGAAUGAAUAAGCCUCUGGGUCACGCGGAUGUGCAAACGGGACGGGCACGCCGCCAUGCAGGGCCAUGUGCAUGUAACAUGAGUGGUUG